This is a messenger RNA of Scutellospora calospora, 277 nucleotides long. NCBI's taxonomy places the organism in Eukaryota, Fungi, Glomeromycota, Glomeromycetes, Diversisporales, Gigasporaceae. The record is from the annotation of a GenBank genome assembly.
AUGUCUAAUAAAAAAGAAAUAUUAAAUAUCUUUAAUAAUUUAUCUGAUUGUGUUGUUCAAAACUUUAAAACUUGCUCCACAAAUACUUCACAGUCACCACAACUUUAUUCUUCUAACAAUAAUACGUCACAAGAUUUCAUGAAUGAAAUUAUUGAAAAAUUAUGCAACUUAUGUAUAGAAGAAGAAAAAAAAGGGAAUCUUGCUACUUCAAUUCUUAAUUCAAUAGAAAAUUAUUUAUUAAAUGAACGAUUAGAACCAAAUUAUAUAAUAAAACUUU